GGCGAGGGCUCUUCGAGCUCCUCGUCCAGCCGUAUCAACGUCGUGGUCCGCUGCCGCCCGCUGGCGGAGUCGGAGCGCUGCGGGGGGUCUCAGGACAUAUGCAGAGUCAUGGACAAGAAGCUCGUCAUCCUGCUGGAUCCUGCGACCGCGGCGUCGAACGACUACCUGCGCGCCGACAAG
Prorocentrum cordatum is the source of this 180-nucleotide messenger RNA. NCBI's taxonomy places the organism in Eukaryota, Dinophyceae, Prorocentrales, Prorocentraceae. The record is from the annotation of a GenBank genome assembly.